CCAAGUGAUAUUGUCAUUCAGCGACGUGUUGAUGGUUCAGAGGAUUUCUUUCGUCCCUGGGCUGAUUAUAAGUAGGGAUUUGGUAAUAGUUCAGGAGAAUUUUUCAUUGGCCUGGAUAAGUUAAACAAACUUACCAAUUCCCGUCCUUAUGAGUUACUCAUUGUUAUGGAAGAUUGGGAAAAUGAUUGCCGUUAUGCGCGUUAUGAUCAAUUUAUAAUUGGCACAGAAGCUGAAAAAUAUGUGCUCAAGGAAUUAGGUAAAUAUAGUGGUUCGGCGGGUGAUGCUUUGGGUUAUUCGCUGGGUCAGAAAUUCACGACCAAAGAUCAAGAUAAUGAUGUUUGGAAUAAAAAUUGUGCUGUUGAAUUUACCGGGGCAUGGUGGUAUAAGGAUUGCCACAGAAGUAAUCUCAAUGGACGUUAUAUUAAAGGCGGCAAAACCACUGUUUUUGCCCAGGGCGUUGAUUGGGAUCCAUUCAAGGGGCAUUAUUAUUCUUUGAAAUUUGUUGAAAUGAUUUUGCGUCCAACUUAA
Messenger RNA from Musca vetustissima, 528 nucleotides. Its product is annotated as ficolin-2-like. NCBI's taxonomy places the organism in Eukaryota, Metazoa, Arthropoda, Insecta, Diptera, Muscidae. The record is from RefSeq and is a predicted model, not a curated record. The coding region runs from base 166 to 528 and encodes 120 amino acids. The transcript has 2 exons.